AUGGCCCAAGCCAACCACACCACCGUGACCGGCUUCAUUUUCACGGGAUUAACGGACAGAGCGGACCUGCAGCUCCCCCUGUUCGCUGUCUUCUCCCUCAUCUACGGGAUGACGCUGCUGGGCAACCUUGGGAUGAUUCUGCUCAUCAGGUCUGACCCACACCUCCACACCCCCAUGUACUUUCUCCUCAGCAACUUGUCCUUCUUAGACAUCUGCUAUUCUUCCACCGUCACCCCCAACAUGCUGCUCAACUUUUUAACAGCCUCAAAGGGAAUUUCGUAUGUUGGGUGCCUUACCCAGUACAGCUUCUUUGCCCUUUUUGCCACCACUGAGAUGUUUCUCCUGGCCUCCAUGGCCUACGACCGCUACGUGGCCAUUUGUAACCCACUGCUCUACACAGUCAUUGUCACCAAAAGGGUCUGUGUGCUCUUAACAGCUGGCUCGUACCUGGGGGGGGCUGCAAAUUCCCUGAUACACACCUUUGGCUUGCUGAGGUUGUCCUUUUGCCGCUCAAAUGUCAUCAAUCACUUUUUCUGUGACCUCCUCCCUCUUCUGAACCUCUCUUGCAGUGACACCCACCUCAACAAGCUCCUCGUUUAUGUAUUUGGCGCUUUAAUCGAGGCAACCACUUUUACAGUCGUCAUCGUUUCUUACAUUUUCAUCAUUGCCAUGGUGCUGAGGAUUCGUUCUGCCAAGGGCAGGCAAAAAACGUUCUCCACCUGUGCCUCCCACCUCACCGCUGUUUUCACGUUCCAUGGCACCAUCCUCUUCAUGUAUUUCCGCCCCCGCUCCAGCUGCUCGCCGAGCACUGACAAAACCAUCUCUGUCUUCUACACAGUGGCCAUUCCUCUGCUCAACCCCCUGAUCUACAGCCUGAGAAACAAUGACGUGAAAUGCGCUGCAGGGAAACUCUUGAAGAGGAAGGUCCUUCUGUGCAGGAAGCCUUCCAGAAGGGCACCUGGGGUAACUCCAUAA
Messenger RNA from Calidris pugnax (ruff), 975 nucleotides. Its product is annotated as olfactory receptor 1052-like. Gene Ontology annotation, molecular function: G protein-coupled receptor activity; odorant binding; olfactory receptor activity. The coding region runs from base 1 to 975 and encodes 324 amino acids. Gene Ontology annotation, biological process: sensory perception of smell; G protein-coupled receptor signaling pathway. NCBI's taxonomy places the organism in Eukaryota, Metazoa, Chordata, Aves, Charadriiformes, Scolopacidae. Gene Ontology annotation, cellular component: membrane. The record is from RefSeq and is a predicted model, not a curated record. The transcript has a single exon.